UUUAUACAUUGCCGUGACAUCCUCGGCGCUGAUAGGAGGUAGUGGUGCUGUCAUCAGCUGAACAUAAGACUAACGACUUCAGUGGAUCACAGUUGAUACGGCUUUGAUACACGAGUGUGGUAUCAUUAGAAACUGAAACCAGGAACAGCCAGCCCUUCACCUGGUGCCAUGGACUGCAGCAACGAAGAUGAAAACUGCAGGAAGCAUGUCACUGCUAUGUGGUUCAGGCAUGGCCUUCGUUUCCAUGACAACCCCACUUUAAUCAAAGCUCUGAAGACAACGAAGACAUUUUAUCCAGUCUUUAUAUUUGAUGGGAAAGUGGCUGGAACAUCCCUGAUUGCUUAUCCUCGGAUGACCUUCUUGCUGGAGUGUCUUCACGACCUUGACCAGACAUGUAAGAAGUAUGGCUCACGGCUGUAUAUCUUCCAUGGCGCACCUGUUGAAGUGUUCUCCCAAAUGAAAAAGGAAUGGGGAAUUACCCAGAUUGCGUUUGAACAGGACACUGAGCCUAUUUGGUUUGAACGAGACAAGAAGGUCAAAGAUUUCUGUGAGGAAAACCAGAUUGAAUUUGUUGAAGAGAUUGGCCAUACAUUAUGGGACCCACGAGAAGUGAUUGAGCUGAACAAGGGCAGUCCUCCGGUGACCUUUGGCCUGUUUAACCAGGUGACGUCAAUUCUGGGACCUCCUCCGAGACCAGUGGCAGACCCAGACUUCACUGGAAUCAACCUCCCUGUGGCUCCAGACCACAACAACCGAUUCUGUAUACCUACUGUGGAGCAGUUUGGUGUGAAGAAGGAGAACGAUGUCCUGGAAUGUCAGAAGCAGUACACUGGAGGGGAGACACAGGCCUUAAAGCUCCUGGCAGGAAGAAUCCCUGUGGAGGAGAAGGCUUUCAAAAUGGGGUUCGUCAUGCCAAACCAGGCCCGACCCAACAUUGUUGACCCACCUCUAAGCAUGAGUCCUCAUCUACGGUAUGGGUGCCUCUCGGUCCGUAAAUUCUACUGGGAGAUACGCGAUGCUCAUCUCAGAGUGUGUCCAGAAAAGCCGCUACCAGAAGGUGCAACAUCCCAGCUUAUCUGGCGGGAAUACUUCUACACCAUGUCUGUCAACAACAUCGCCUACAACACUAUGAAGGACAACCCUAUCUGUCUGAACAUACCAUGGAAGAAAGACCCAGAGGUUUUCAAUAAAUGGGAAAAGGGGAUGACUGGGUUUCCCUGGAUUGGCGCCUGUAUGGAGGCAGCUCGCGGUGAGGGAUGGAUCCACCAUGUGUGUCGCGCGCGCGUCGCCUGCUUCCUCACUCGAGGCGAUCUGUGGAUCAACUGGGAGGAGGGACUUGAGUCAACAUUUUUGACGUACCUCCUUGAUGCUGAUUGGUCAGUAUGUGCUGGAAACUGGAUGUGGGUAUCAAGCUCUGCCUUUGAGCGUAUUCUGCAGUGCUCAAAGUUUUGUCCAGUUAGUUCUGGCCGCAUUAUUGACCCAUCAGGAGAAUUCGUCAGGCGCUACAUCGAGUUGAAGGACAUGCCCCUUGUGUUUCUGACGACGCCAUGGAAGGCCCCUCUUGAAAUCAGGAGAAAGGCGAGAAAAAUAUCUCCGCUGUGCCCCAACUUGGCGAUGGAGGAAGUGAAGACAUUUGUCACAAGGUCCAAGAGCAUACCUUCUCUGUUUAAGGGCCCAGCUCCUCCUCCGAUGUCACCCCUCACUCCUGUGAAAGUGUGCCUGCAGCAGCUGGGAGCCACCACAACAGUGUGUCAGAGUGCCUACAGUAGCUGGGAGGGCCUACAACAGUCUGGCCGAGGUGCCCUGCUGUGGCUAGGGGCCUACAACAGUCUGUCGAAGUGCCUACAGUGGCUGAGGGGCUACAACAGUCUGUCAGGGGCCUACUGUAGCUGA
Haliotis rubra (blacklip abalone) is the source of this 1893-nucleotide messenger RNA. Its product is annotated as cryptochrome-1-like. The record is from RefSeq and is a predicted model, not a curated record. Gene Ontology annotation, molecular function: FAD binding; DNA binding. Gene Ontology annotation, biological process: circadian regulation of gene expression; entrainment of circadian clock by photoperiod. Lineage: Eukaryota; Metazoa; Mollusca; Gastropoda; Lepetellida; Haliotidae. Gene Ontology annotation, cellular component: nucleus; cytoplasm.